Messenger RNA from Cinara cedri, 3762 nucleotides. The record is from the annotation of a GenBank genome assembly. NCBI's taxonomy places the organism in Eukaryota, Metazoa, Arthropoda, Insecta, Hemiptera, Aphididae.
AUGAAGCCGCAGAUGCGACUGGCCAUUCUACGUGACCACAUCAUACCGAUGUUCAUUCAUGGACUGACGUUUGGGGUGGUCUCGGCCGGUAAGCUGCGUACAAUGUCACAUGAGACAAGAAGUACUGCUCGCUCCUGGCUUGACCUGCCAGUUUCGUGCUCCAACUCGUACAUCCACUCGCCAACUUCGGCGGGUGGCUUGGGAAUUCCUAGUCCCGAAGUCUCGUUUAAGAGGUACGUAAGACCUGAGCAAUCGUCCGUCCCGGCCGUUCGCGAAGCGUUUCGACUCAACGGGUCGAAAGCGUUAGCGGCGUCGCGGCGGGCGGUUGAGAAAAUGUAGCAAAAGCAAGUCUUUUCGGAGUAGCCUACACUCUUCGGUCGAUGGUUGCGAGCUAAAGAAGUGCUCUGAGGAGCCCGCUUCUGUCGCGUUCCUGCCCCGGUAAGGAUUUCAUAUGGCUCGCACAGCUCCGGAUCAACGGGUUACCAUCACGAAAGCGCGUUAACCGGGGCCGUCGUCAUAUAUCAUAUGACACAUAUCAUCGGUAGUCAUAUUCAAAUAUGUAUAUUUUAUAAUAUAUAAUAUUAUAUAAUAUAAUAUAAUAUAAUAUAAUAUUAUAUUAUAUUAUAUAAUUAUGUUAUAUUAUAUAUAUGGUAUAUUAUAUAAUGAUCAUCGAUAACCGUCGGCUUGCUGUGUGCGAGUGUCUUUAUCUCGAAUUAUCCGUCUAUUUUAAGGAUUGCGUGUGGGAAAUCUGGAUUGCAUUCAGCUGUCGCCGACACACUGGUACCCCGACCACCGCCUAGCCCAAAGCGUGCCGAAAUCUAUGGUGGUGACCAUCUACGUUCGGGAUUGCAGUUCACUUUGCUAACGGCCGUUCUUCGUACCUAACUUAACCGUUACUACUUAUGAACUUAUUACUAGUUAUAACUACUUAUUACUUUGGAACACGUCAUCACGAAUGUAAUAUAAAUUAUUAAAUUGUACGCGCGCACACAUCACUUAAUUUAUUUGCAUUUAUAAAAAUCGUACACGACUUUUGCACACACGAUCUACCACUAGAUUUCAAUGCAAUUUAGUGGUAAAUCGUAAUUUUUUCCGUUUUAACCUAUAAUAUGAAAAUAAUACUCACUUUUUACUAGAAUAUUACUCACUUAAUUGAAAAAAAUACUCACUAUUCUCACUUUUUUUAAGAAAAAAAUUAGUAGCAACCCUGCAUAAUUCUUUUUUUUUCCUCCGGAUAACGGUUACAUUUUAUUUAAUAUUUUAUAUGGUUAAAGUAAUAAUUUUGUAUCAAUUGAAAUUACAGGAACAAAUUGAGUAAAGGCGAAGUUUUGUCGUACAUCGAUGAUGCAUGUACAGCGGGGAUCAUCGACCCCCGAUUAGGUGUCACCACUCACAAAAUGGGUCUUCACAGUGACGAUGACGUGUUCCCCCUGACCAGACCGGUGUUCAAGACUAUUGAGGCAACCCAUCACAAAUUUUAUGAAAUGUCAGUUUCUGCAGUGUCCAGAAUAGAGUAUAAAUUAUGUGACUACCUACCUGACCACGAAAAUAUGACUCAGUCAUGGUGAUCAGCAGAAAUUUCAUAGACAAGAACACAGUGCUUCAUGAAGUCAGUGGUCAUCAUUUUCAAUUCGACCAAGACCUAAUAGUACCAGGUACGUUACAUUGUCCUAUUCACCCUAUUGCUGGGUCAAUAGGAAUACGUUUUUGGAAAAAUAUAUAAAAAUAAAUAUUGAACUUAAAUUUUAUAAAUAGUUCUAAAUAUAUUCAUGUGUGUGUGGGUUUUCUAAAACCAUUUUCAGAAUAUGAAAACUAUAAAAAUUGUAUGCACAAUCUUAAAAAAAUCGUUAAAACCGUUCCUAUUCACCCCAUUUUACAGUAAUUAAUUAUUUAAAUCUAUUUUUGCUUUUCAUUAUAGGUGUAAACGACUUCUCUCUCAUAUAUAGUGGGAGGAGUAAAAAAAACAUGCAUGUCCUACUAGGGCCAAUAUCAUUUGUAAAUCACAGUUGUCUACCCAACUGCGAAUUUAAACCAAACGAUGGCGGCAGAAUUUGUUUGGUUACAUUAAAAAAAAUAUUUGCAGGAGAUGAGCUAACGGUGUCAUAUAGCACACAGUACUUCGGUGAUCACAAUCAACAAUGCCUGUGUGCUCUAAGCUCUAUGGUCUGCAGUGUGGUCGAACACCGUAAGUUCAGUAGUAAUUAAUAUAGAUAUUAUUAUGAUUUAUUUACUUAGUUUGUUUAUCCUUAGUAUGCAAUAAAGUGGUAACUGAUUGUGGUGAUGAUAUAGAAAGUGCUGGUGAGAAUAUUAACACCUAAAAAAUUCUUUUCAAUUGAUAUUAAUUUAUUUUAAAUUUCUAGUUUAUGAUCAUAGUGAUGAUGAUGAUGAUGAUAGUGAUGAUGAUGAAAAAGAAAAUGUAUAUAUGGCAGGACCUAGUAGGGUGGUGGUUGUCCCAGCUGAACCAAUCAUUAAUGAUGGUAAGAUGAUAUUUAUAAACAUUAAUACAAUAUAAUUGAUUAUCAUCAGGGCUAGGAUUUGUAUGCAAUAAAAAAUUGUAAAAUAUGCAUUUUAUUUUCUAAAAUAUGCAUUUAAAUUUUUAUAAGACAAACACAAAAAUAUAGUUGCAAAAAAAAUAUUUAAGACUGAAAAAUAGUCUAAUAAACGGUGAUGCGCGGACAGCUGAAUGGUCUGUAGGUACUAUGUGUAGGAUUGUGUUUAAUACACUAAUACCCGACAAAUUAUAUCUCAUCUUGGAUUUUAUAUUGACCUACAUACUUUUAUUAAUUGUGUUUCUCCGCCAAACUAUUAGUUUUACCCCAAACCUAUUGUACCAUACCUAUUGUAUUUAUAAAAAUACAAAUUAUGUUUGAUAAAAAACCAAGUUUUAUACUUUAAUCAGCAGGGCUAGAAUUAAAUACAAAAUAUUAAUACUAAAUUAUAAAUAUUAAUUACAAAAUAUACUAUAAAACAUGCAUUUUUGCCAUUCUUAUAAUCGAAAUAUGCAAUACUGUUAAUUUUAUUAAAUAUAUGCAAUAAUAUGCAUUUUAUCCAAAAUAUGCAAAAACAUGCUAAAUAAAAACACCACCAUUUAUCUCAUCAUGAGAUGAUUCGUGGACAUAACUGACAAAAUCAACCAUCAGAAGUCGCAAAAAAAACAUGCUGUUGCAUACAAAUCCUAGCCCUGAUUAUCAUAUAUGACUAUAUCAAUUAAAAAGUAAUAAUUUAUGUAAUGAAAUUUUUUUUAUGUAUUUAGUGAAAAAGAAAAAAAUAAAGAAAAUGUACAGAUGCAAAUUCUGCCCUAUGUCCUUCAAGUACAAGUCACAUUUAUAUAGACACAAAGCCACACACAUAGACCCUCAAUGGUUUUGCAAUGUAUGCAAAAUGAAGUUUGCAAGAGAAGACACAUUGAAUCGGCAUAUGAUGAAACAUGGGAGAAUUAGACCUGAAUACAGGUGUCGACUAUGCCCAAAAAAAUUCAAACAUUUUGAAUCGUUAAAACAUCACAUACAACAAAAACAUUCGGAAGAGCCACAAGUAUUUGUAUGCAAGGUUUGCCAAAAGGAAUUAGGUACAAAGAAGACACUGAGGUACCAUUUAAAUGUGCACGGGUCUAUCAAACCGUUUAAGUGCCCAACUUGUCUUGAAUCAUUCCAUCAACCUUGCGACAAAAGCAGGCAUAUGAAAAAAAUGGUAAUUUAUUAAACUUAAUAAUUCAAACAUAAUUUUAAUGUUAUAAUUUAUAAUUUUUAGCAUCCAGUAUAA